Molecule: messenger RNA, 418 nt
Organism: Drosophila subpulchrella
Lineage: Eukaryota; Metazoa; Arthropoda; Insecta; Diptera; Drosophilidae
Exons: 1
Coding region: 24-314 (96 amino acids)
Molecular function (GO): chitin binding
Source: RefSeq, a predicted model, not a curated record
AUGAGCCAUCAGUUUGUCCUAAGAUGAAGUUUCAGAUCGCCAUUAGCGCCUUCCUCGUUAUUUCGUGUGGCCUUGUCCAUGCCUAUGAUGGUGACGGACAACCAGGUUGCCAGUCCCAAGUCGAGUUAGACAUUGCAGUUUUCCGAAACAAUUGGGAUCCCACGUCGUACUGGAAGUGUGAGACACUUGAUAAGCCAGCCACUGAACUCAAGUGCCCCAGCGAAACGGGAUUCAUGGAUAGUCUCAAGAACUGUGUCAGCUGGGAGGAAUGGGAGUGGGAGAAACCCGUGGCCCCGAUAAGCGAAGCGGAUUAGUACUAAACGCACGAAACUUGGAAAUAGAACAGCAGAAUGUGAUUAUUUAUGUUGUUAAAUUGAGAAUAAAAAACUGCGCUAGGGGUGGCAUACGCAGUAAAACA